AUGAUUAUCUUGGAAACUGUCACUUCUGUUGCACCCGUUGGAUUUGAGUUCGUAGAUAGCAAAGCAAGAAGAUUAGAUCAUUAUGGUUUGUUUAAUAAGCAUAGUGAUGGGUUAGCGGGUGUAGUUUUAAGUUUAUGGAUGGUGAUGUGGAUUACAGAAAUUAUUUAUGAUUCUCUAACCUCUUUAAAUAAUACUAAUAAACAUUACAAAGAAGAAAAUGAAGAAUUAAAUGUAGAUCUUAAUGUUGAGCUAUCUUCUUUUAUUGAUUUUAUAUUAGAAAAUGAUGAAUCGAAGAAAGAAAAUUUGGAUUCUAGUAUAAGUCAGCAAGUAAUAUCUUUCAUUUCAGAUAAUAAUGGGUAUUCAUAG
This is a messenger RNA of Cetraspora pellucida, 366 nucleotides long. NCBI's taxonomy places the organism in Eukaryota, Fungi, Glomeromycota, Glomeromycetes, Diversisporales, Gigasporaceae. The record is from the annotation of a GenBank genome assembly.